UUUCUCUUUUCUUUUUAUUUAUUUGUUUACUGUUGUGUAUGAAAACAAUAAAAAAAAAGAGAUCCAUAUGGCCUUUGCUUUCUUUCAUCUCAAGGGCAGAAUAUCUCUUUUUCCUUCUUUUUCCUUUUUUAAUUUUCUUUAUCCUCAUUAUUCUAUGAUCUAAAACAAUGCUAUUCUGGACAAAACUGCUCACCAUGGCUCAUGCGGUCACUACCAGCAUCCAUCCAUUUCUAUGUCUCUACUAUGUACAUAUGUUGCAGUUUGAUAUUCUGACCAUCUGUCUGUUGAGUGCUUGUGUUUUCUUACUCAGAAUACCUGCUUCUAUAUUUUGGAUUGAUAUUGUGGAUCACAGAUCACCUUUACACGGUAUCUUUACAGCUCUAUUAACCGCCAUAGGAGCCGCUGGUGUUUUAUUAGUGCUCUCUGUUCCGCCGCCAUGGACUCUCUUUGCCUUACCUGUCGCCAUCAUCUCUUCCGUUUUGGAUGGACUAUUUUACCAACCACUCGAGUGUUUAAUUGAUAGUGCUAUCAUCAAAAUUCUAGGUGACUAUAAGAUUAAAUAGCGAACGGAAAUACGGAAAAUGGACCGCUGCUAUCACGACAGCUGGUAUAGGCAUAUGGCUAGACAAUGACCA
Messenger RNA from Mycotypha africana, 635 nucleotides. RefSeq lists its product as uncharacterized. Lineage: Eukaryota; Fungi; Mucoromycota; Mucoromycetes; Mucorales; Mycotyphaceae. The record is from RefSeq and is a predicted model, not a curated record. Bases 168 to 563 code for a protein of 131 amino acids. The transcript is spliced from 2 exons.